Messenger RNA from Dreissena polymorpha, 750 nucleotides. RefSeq names its product tyrosine aminotransferase-like. Gene Ontology annotation, biological process: biosynthetic process. Bases 1 to 633 code for a protein of 210 amino acids. The record is from RefSeq and is a predicted model, not a curated record. NCBI's taxonomy places the organism in Eukaryota, Metazoa, Mollusca, Bivalvia, Myida, Dreissenidae. The transcript has 5 exons. Gene Ontology annotation, molecular function: pyridoxal phosphate binding.
AUGACGGGCGAUGAUUAUUGGAAUCUAAACCGGGCGAGAAAUCAACAAGCAGAUGAACAGAUUGAAGAAUGUAUUGAUGAAGAUCCCUUGUACAGUAAUGUUAAAGACAGCACAGCACUCCGCAAUGGUAAAGCUUUGGAGAACUGUGAGACAUGGAUUGCAGUGUUUGUCACAGAAAAUUCCUCGGACCCAAACACGUUGAUUCAAGCAGCCAUCCCGGACAUUCUAAAGAACACUCCACGCUCCUUUUAUUCAGACACUCUGGAGUUCAUUGAAUCAAAUGCCAAACUGUGCCAUGAGACAAUCUCGAAAAUUCCUGGGUUGAAACCAGUCAUGCCACAGGGGGCCAUGUAUAUGAUGAUUGGUAUUGACAUGGCACACUUCCCGGAGUAUCUCAAUGAUGUACAGUUCACAGAGGCUCUGGUGUCUGAACAGAGCGUCUUCUGUCUUCCAGCCAAGUGCUUUGAAUACCCCAACUAUUUCCGUGUCGUACUGACCGUUCCCCAGGCCAAGCUUGUUGAAGCAUGUCAGAGGAUCACUGAAUUCUGCUCUACACAUUAUAGAACGGACUCAGAAAUACCUGACUGUCGCUACAUUCGCAACGAGGCUUACGAUGAAAGUUGGAUCGAGUAGAUAGAAAGUCUUCAGCGUAUCAUGAUGCAGUGAUUUUUUUGCCCAAACUUACAGCAUCUUACAAACACAAAAUGGAAAAAGUAACAUUUUUCCAAAAAAUCUGACCAAAAUUUCCCC